AUGCCAUAUCCGAUGCAUUACAUAGAAAAAUUGGCCACGAAAUUUAAGCGUGAGGUUGAUCACGUGGAGGCGGUUGUGGAUCGCAUAGAGGCUGUUCAUCAUUGCAACAACGAAGAGCGCAUAGACAUCGAGGAUGCCGCAAGCUCGGCUUCUGAACGUAACGCCAUCUACAACCCGGCGCAGCGACCGCAGCAACCGACACCCAAAACAAAGGACAACUCCGCUAGGCACGACCUGGUAUCGACACACCAAAAUCUCACCCAGAUAAGUCAGUACCUACUCAAGCUAGAGGUACGCACCAACAAAGUUUCCAAGAUUCACGUCAGAAAGACAUUAGACGCAACAAUAGAGAAUGCGCAGUACUCAAGGGAAGAUGCAGGCUCAUGUAACCAUCAGCUCAUCAGGGAUAUAGAGUGCCUAAGUAGUGAUGUUUGGGGUCGCUUGCAUCACCUUGAUCGAGAGUUCCGAAGACUGGGUCGGGAGAACAGGGAUGCCGACGGGCAAUCCACCUCCUUUCAGCUAAACGGGGAGAGCUUCGUCAAGAAGUGGAUUGCUCAGGAAAUUGACAGAAAUGCGCAGAGGGGAGACGAAACUUGCUGGUACACCGUCAAGGACAUGAACAACAACCGUAGUCUUCUGGAAUGGACAAACUAUCUUAAAGAAAUCUACGACCAAGAUAGCCACCUGCCCAUGGAUGAGAAUAGGAUUGUGCAACUAUCCUGGCAUUUUCUUGAUCGGCGAAUUCGGCCUCCGAGGCCUGAGCCCUCAAUGUCAAUCGCUGGAUUCAUCAAUCAAUGGCACGACUUGCGGGAGAUUGGCGCUUUUGAACUGGCCGCUGCCGACCAUGGGAAUCAAAGGCGCGAUGACGAAGAUGCAUUGAAGAUAUUACAGACAAUGUGGUCUGCAAAGCUCGUCAUUUGA
Truncatella angustata is the source of this 921-nucleotide messenger RNA. RefSeq lists its product as uncharacterized. The transcript has a single exon. Lineage: Eukaryota; Fungi; Ascomycota; Sordariomycetes; Amphisphaeriales; Sporocadaceae. Bases 1 to 921 code for a protein of 306 amino acids. The record is from RefSeq and is a predicted model, not a curated record.